This is a messenger RNA of Strongyloides ratti, 924 nucleotides long. Its product is annotated as Mitochondrial uncoupling protein 4. The coding region runs from base 1 to 924 and encodes 307 amino acids. The record is from RefSeq and is a predicted model, not a curated record. Gene Ontology annotation, biological process: response to cold. The transcript has 5 exons. NCBI's taxonomy places the organism in Eukaryota, Metazoa, Nematoda, Chromadorea, Rhabditida, Strongyloididae.
AUGACUAAUGCUGGUAGAAUAAAAAAUGACGAUUUAAAAAGUUCUCCAUAUGAUAAUAUAAAAAAUGUAUUACUAAAAUAUGUUUUAUCUUGUACAGCAGCAACUGCAGCAGAAACAGUAACAUAUCCAUUAGAUGUUACAAAAACAAGAUUACAAAUAUCUCGAGAUGUUAAACCAGCAAUACAAAAACCAAAAGGUAUGAUUAAGAUGUCAAUGUACAUUGUUAAGACUGAAGGAAUGAUAUCAUUAUGGAGAGGAGUUACUCCAGCAAUUUAUAGACAUUAUAUAUAUACGGGAAUUAGAAUGGGAACAUAUGAGAAUAUAAGAAAUAUAUGGAAUGAUAAAUAUGGUGAUAUUAGACCAUUUGGAACAAUACAAGCUAUGUUUUGUGGUUUAGUAUCAGGAGCUGUCGCACAAUUUGCUGCCAGUCCAAUGGAUUUAGUUAAAGUGCAAAUUAGUACAUUACAAGCAUCAAAAUCAUUAUAUAAAAGUCAAGGAUUUUUUGGUUUAUGGAUUGGAUGGAUACCUAACUGCCAAAGAGCUGCCUUAUUAAAUAUGGCUGAUUUAGCAACAUAUGAUACUGUCAAACAUUGGAUUUUAAGGAAUACUAAUUUAACUGAUAAUUGGUUUACACAUGGUAUAGCAAGUGCUUGUUCUGGUUUAGCUGCUGCAAUUAUUUCUUUACCAAGUGAUGUUGUUAAAACUCGUAUAAUGGAUCAAAUUCGCCAUGUUCUUGAUGGUAAAAAAGAUAUACCUACUUAUAAAGGAUCAAUAGACUGCCUUAUGACAAUUGUUAGAACAGAAGGUUUUUGGGCAUUAUAUAGAGGAUUUAUUCCUACUUAUAUACGAAUGGCACCAUGGUCAUUGACAUUUUGGAUAUGCUAUGAAGAGAUUCGCAAGUUAACAGGAGCACCAAGUUUUUAA